Molecule: messenger RNA, 1304 nt
Organism: Carica papaya (papaya)
Lineage: Eukaryota; Viridiplantae; Streptophyta; Magnoliopsida; Brassicales; Caricaceae
Biological process (GO): female meiotic nuclear division; male meiotic nuclear division
Source: RefSeq, a predicted model, not a curated record
AGACUACCAGCAUAACUUUGAAAAAAAAAAAAAAAUUCUCUCUCCAUUGCCGUUGACUGAUUCCUUCUUCUAAAAUCAUCAUCAUCAUCAUCCCCCUCUUUCACCUUUUUCUUUUACAAGCCAAUAAAUAUACGGCCAGCAGUCUUUCGUUUCCCCUAACAGUUUUUCAAGUCUUUUUUUUUUCUCCAGACAGCAACAGCGCAAAAAAAAAAAAAAAAAAAAAGGAAUCAUGAGUGACCUUCAUUACUCCAUGGCUGCUUGCACCACCUUCCAUAACUCUUCCCUCGGUUGGGAUCUUCAAAACCUUGGAGUUUUCAACGCAGACAUGUCUCUUGUCAUGGAUGAAGAUCCAUUAUCACCAUUCAUGGCUUCCCCUCUGGGAUCUGAUAUCUCAACUGGAUAUUUGGAAGAUGCAUUGCUUGAGUUCAGUGAGACGUCCAAACGACGUCGCUUGCUCAUUUCCGGCGACCCUGAAAGCAACCAAUUCAAUCAUCUCGCAAAGAGCUACUGGAAUUCUAACUGCAACUGGGACCUGGAUGAGGAGAAUAUCAGCUGGAUGAACCAAAUUUCUGGUGGUGAUGGGUUUUCAGAUGAACCCAGAAGCACAUCAAUGAGUGAAGAAGAGAAUAUGAACGUUCCCGAUGAGAUAAAAACGGCAGAGGUGGAAGCAAUCUCAGCCGUUGAAACUGUUGACUCAUCAUCUUCUUCUUACAAACAUUAUAGCUCAGACACCCUUCCUACCAAGUUUCCCUUAUCUUCUUCCUCCUCUUCAGGGAUAGGGUUGAUGGGUAUGAGGAAUGUUGGUAGUGAUGAGAUGAUGAAGAUGAGAAAGAAGAGGGUGAUAAGAAAGGUGGUGUAUCCAUUUGCAUUGGUGAAACCAGGAGGGGAUGAAGGAGACAUGACGUUGAAGGAGAUAAACGAGAGAAUACUAAUGCCGCCGACGAGACCAGUGAAGCAUCCAGUGGGAGAUUUUGCUUGCCGGCCAUGCGUAUCUGCUCAUGGUCGUGGUCUUUCCGGCAAAGCGGUCGUCGCUCUUACCAGAAUCCAUACUCAAGGCAGAGGCACUAUCACCAUCAUCAGAACCAAAGGCUAAUUAAUUAUAUUUAGCAUAUAAUCUAUAUUAUAUAUAUAUAUAUAUGUUUUUCUCUUGUUAAUUUGAACUGUGCAUAUAUAGUUUAUAGAUAGUGGGAGCAUAUCGUGUAUAUAUUAUUACUAGUAUUAUAUAUUAUAUUUCAUAUAGCUGUUAAUUACAGUUUAGCUAGCUAGUUUCAUUAUUAUAAUGUAGCGUUAAAUAUUGGGUGCUA